GAAGAAAUCACCAACAUUGUCAAGCAUGCCGUACAGUCUUACAAAGACCUGCCGCUCCGGCUGUAUCAAGUGUCGAGGAAAUACCGGGACGAGGCCCGCCCCAGGCAAGGAUUACUUCGAGGCAGGGAGUUCAUCAUGAAAGAUCUCUACACUUUUGACUUGACCGAGGAACAUGCUAUGGAGACAUAUCAAGCUGUGCAGAAGGCGUACAAGGCCUUCUUUGACCAGCUGAACCUUCCAUAUCUGGUGGCGACUGCGGAUUCUGGUAAUAUGGGUGGCAACCACAGCCACGAGUACCACUUCGCGUCUCAGAGAGGCGAAGACACAGUCAUCAAAUGCAGCGCUUGCAGAAUGUCUGUAAAUGAGGAGCUUUACGUCGGCAAGCACGACGCAACGUCAGAGCCUCUAGACGUCAAGCAUGAUCUCGCUAUAUGGGCUGGUCCCAUCCUCCGUAAGCUGGAAAAGAAGUUACCAAAGCCGCGGUCUGAAGAAGAAGCCGCACAAUUUGAGCAGAUCUAUGGUCAAGCUUGGUCGAAGUAUGAGGCCGCCUACACUCUUGACGCGUCCGCGCGGACUGCUGGCGGCCGUGUUGACUCGAUCUUGAAGGUGUACUAUCCUCAAGACUGUGAGCUGAACUUGCAUGCUAUCAAGAGACUUCAUCCAAAUAUUGAGACGAGCAAUGCUGAUGCUCAGAUGUGGCUCGAUGCCCGUCAAGAGCAUUGCAUCCACAUUCGUGACCCUAGGAUAUCUGAGUCCCAGUGCUAUCUUCCUGACGUUGAUUACUCUGGUUCGGAGCCGCCGAGAAUUGCAGAAGCACCAUUCCUCCUCACAAAAGCUCGAGAAAAUGACCCGUGUCCAGAUUGUGGAUCUAGGGCCCUUCAAUUACAUCAAGCCAUCGAGAUAGGCCACACCUUCCAUCUCGGCUCACGAUAUAGUGAACCACUGGAAGCGACGAUCAAAGACGCCAGCAACGAAACCAUCGCCAUUGAGAUGGGCUGUCACGGUGUCGGCGUCUCCCGAUUAGUCGGAGCAAUGGCCACAAUGCUCGCGGACGCCAAGGGCUUGAAUUGGCCUGUCGUUAUUGCUCCAUUCGCGAUGGUGCUGGUCGGCACGGGCAGUAGUUCAGCAGAUGAAGUGGUCGAACUGUACGACUAUGUCAUGCAUCACCUCCGGGAAAUGUCGGGAACAAUGGAGUUUGAUGCUGUAAUUGACGAUCGAGAAAGACCCCUAGGCUGGAAGCUCAACGAUGCAGACUUGAUUGGCUAUCCCUUCAUAGUCAUACUCGGCAAAGCAUGGAAGGAUCGAAAGGCAGUGGAACUGCAAUCGCGUCGUUUGAGUAUCAAAGAGGAAGUUGGAGUGGAGGAUCUCGCCCAGAGGAUCAUCUCAUACAGCCGGAAGUUAUGA
This is a messenger RNA of Pseudocercospora fijiensis CIRAD86, 1404 nucleotides long. RefSeq lists its product as uncharacterized. The coding region runs from base 136 to 1404 and encodes 422 amino acids. Gene Ontology annotation, biological process: prolyl-tRNA aminoacylation. The transcript has a single exon. Gene Ontology annotation, cellular component: mitochondrion. The record is from RefSeq and is a predicted model, not a curated record. Lineage: Eukaryota; Fungi; Ascomycota; Dothideomycetes; Mycosphaerellales; Mycosphaerellaceae. Gene Ontology annotation, molecular function: proline-tRNA ligase activity.